AUGGCGGGCAAUCACAGAAUCAACUCCUCGGCAUUGCCUGCUCAAGGUAUCCAAGGUGUCGUGGAGCACAGCCAUGAAUCAACCCCGCUUCUUCUAAUGAAUGCGUUUCGUGUCGCACACCGCUCAAUCUCAAGACGCGUUGCACAUGAGGGCAAAAGUGCACGCAGCGAAUUCCACAUCCGCCAGUUCCUCUGUGUGCUUUGGCGAAGCUCAUGUACUGCCUCAAUGUUGGUUAACGUACUCUGGCCCAUUGUAGAUAUUGCCGUCGUGUUUCAGCUCUUGCCUGGGUUGCAUCUUUCCAAGUUUACGACUGCCUAUGUGGCUGUCGUGCCGUCAGCGAAUGUCCUGGGGGUUUCCGGACAGGAAUUCGCCCGGAAGAUGCUCAAGGUCGCUGGUAUAUUAAUCGAGACGACAUUUGUAUCCAUUACCGAGAUUCUUCUCUUCAUUGUGCUUAUUCUGAAGCACGAGACAUCCGCGUCUCAACAGAGCGGUGUUGAAAAUGAUCGCGUCCCCCUCAUCCAAGCCGCAAUCCUUGGGAGCAUCUUGACCAACUUAUUACUUUGUCUUGGUUUGUGCUUUGUUUUCGGGGGAAUCCGCCAUGGGAGCCAAAAGUUCCAUGCUAUUGUUGCCUUGUACUCUGCCCUAAAGUCCGAGACAAUUUCCAAUCUCCCUAGAAUAUGGGUGAGGCACGAGGAUUUCACUGUGGGCACUCUUCAGGCCGACGUCCUUCGCAUUAGUCAGGCAAUCUCGAGUGCUCUCGUUGUUGCCUUUCUACUUUACGUCUGGUAUCAGGCCAAUAGUCAACACACGGAUGUGGAGAAGUCCAAGUUCACCUUGACCGAAUCUAUAAUCGCUCUGCUCAUAUCACUAGUACUAGUGACGCUUCUUCUGAUCUUCCUAGUCCGAGGCAUUGAACAUGUCAUUCAGAGACUUCUAUUACCUCCUUUGGUGGAGAAAGCAGCGGAGCAUUUGGCAGCUAUUGAUGAAGCUUGGGUCAUCAACUUUGCACUCUAUCAUUGCCUAGCUUCUUCCAUCCAUCCGGCUCUCUUCGAUGGGCUAUUGGUCAUUUUGGUUGGAUGGGCACUGGGGAAACCAACGGAUCUCAACUUUGAGAUCUUCAUGAUAGCUCUUCUCGUCCUAUCGAUUCUCGUCGUGGGAAAUUUUCUGCGGGAUGGAGAAUCAAACUUGCUCGAAGGUACUUUGCUUGUAGUUGUGUAUACAAUCAUUGCCAUCGCAUGCUGGUGUUAUCCCAGCCUUGACGUAGCAACAUCCAAUGGUAUGGAUGCUAUCAACACCACAAUUAGCAUCGAGGUGCUUUAA
Messenger RNA from Colletotrichum scovillei, 1320 nucleotides. RefSeq names its product calcium/proton exchanger. The transcript has 6 exons. Lineage: Eukaryota; Fungi; Ascomycota; Sordariomycetes; Glomerellales; Glomerellaceae. Bases 1 to 1320 code for a protein of 439 amino acids. Gene Ontology annotation, biological process: calcium ion transmembrane transport; intracellular calcium ion homeostasis. Gene Ontology annotation, molecular function: calcium:proton antiporter activity. Gene Ontology annotation, cellular component: fungal-type vacuole membrane. The record is from RefSeq and is a predicted model, not a curated record.